CGGUCCUUGAAAAGGGUCAUGGGACUGUAUCAUCGACUCAAAGAUUCUCCAUCAACACUGUCUGAAUCUUCUUGCGACUCGGCUACGAACACCUAAUGCCCAGAAAAGUUCUCAUUGGAUUUGGCGUAGAUGUCGAUGCUGUGGCUGGUUGGCUUGGGUCCUAUGGAGGAGAAGAUUCUCCGUUGGAUAUUUCACGAGGAAUGUAUGCGGGAGAAGUUGGAGUACCCCGCCUUCUGAAGCUAUUUGAUAAGUAUAAGAUUAAGACAACCUGGUUCAUCCCCGGACAUAGCUUGGAGACGUUUCCAAUGCAAAUGGAAGCAGUUCGAGAUGCCGGUCAUGAAAUAGGUCUUCAUGGAUAUUCCCAUGAGAACCCUGUCUCUAUGACCCUGGAACAACAGCGGGACAUUUUGGACCACACCUACAAGCUUCUUACGGAUUUCAAUCACGGUGUUCCUCCGAAGGGCAGCGUCGCCCCUUGGUGGGAAACCAGCAAGGAGGGGACGACCUUGUUGUUAGAAAAGGGCAUUGAAUAUGAUCACUCCAACAUGUCCCACGAUUCGCAGAUGUAUUAUCUUCGUGAUGAAGAUACAUGGACGAAGAUUGACUACCAGGCGCAAGCUCACACAUGGAUGAAGCCGCUACAACGGGGUAAGGAAACAGGACUCGUCGAGAUUCCUGCUAACUGGUACCUUGACGAUCUUCCCCCGAUGAUGUUCAUUAAGUCGAGCUCAAACUCGCAUGGUUGGGUUAACACUCGAGAUGUCGAGCAGCUUUGGAAAGACACUUUCACUUAUCUGUAUAGAGAAGAGGAAGAUUUUGUGUUCCCUCUCACGAUUCACCCAGAUGUCAGCGGUCGUCCACACGUGCUUCUUAUGCUGGAGCGUUUCAUUGAAUGGGUCAAUACCCACGAUCACGUACACUGGGUAACCUUACACGGGAUGGCUCAAGACUUUAGAGCCAGUAAAGAACCAGCACCGGGUGCCGUAAUGCCUAAAGGCUUCGCACAACGUUUGUGAAAUGCUGUACAUCGUGUUGUAGAAGACUUCUUCACGUGGAUGAAUAUUGAAUGACGCGAGUCAGUGUUCCAUAAACUCGGUUUGAUCAUCUACACGUGUAGAAGGCCCCAAGAGAU
Molecule: messenger RNA, 1132 nt
Organism: Suillus fuscotomentosus
Lineage: Eukaryota; Fungi; Basidiomycota; Agaricomycetes; Boletales; Suillaceae
Product: carbohydrate esterase family 4 protein
Exons: 15
Coding region: 96-1016 (306 amino acids)
Biological process (GO): carbohydrate metabolic process
Molecular function (GO): hydrolase activity, acting on carbon-nitrogen (but not peptide) bonds
Source: RefSeq, a predicted model, not a curated record